AUGUUAUUGUCUGCCCCGAAGUCGUCAAGCGACAAGAAAAUUUGCGAGAUGAAUUCUCCAGUUAUUACUACCGAUUGGGAUGGCCCAGAUGAUCCCGAAAAUCCUAAAAACUUUGCGCUUUGGCGAAAAUGGGUUAUGGUGUUUACUGUUUCCUUCAGUUCGCUUUGUGUAACAUGUACUUCGGCAUUAUAUUCGUCCAUGUAUGAACAGAUCACAGUACAGUUUCAUAUAUCAGAGCUCGCCGCCACGGUGGGACUAUCCCUUUUCAUCUUUGGUAUGGGCGUUGGACCCAUGUUUGUUGCACCAAUCUCUGAGUUCUAUGGACGACGCCCUAUAUAUAUUGUUUCUUUAGCACUGUUCACAAUAUGGCUUAUUCCAUGUGCAGUGGCUAAUAAUUUCGAAACUAUGCUCGCUGGUCGAAUGCUUGGUGGUCUGACAAGUGCUGCCUUCCAAAGCGUCGCUGGAGGUACCAUCGGCGACCUGUUCACCCGUGAAACACUGCAGCUUCCAAUGAUGAUAUACACAGCAACACCUUUUGCCGGCCCAGUCCUCGGACCAUUAAUUGGUGGAUUCAUCAACUCAUUCACGUCUUGGCGCUGGUCGUUUUAUGUCAUCAUCAUUUGGAGCGCCUCGCUAUGGGUUGUCACGAUUACCUUCAUGAAGGAAACUUAUGCUCCAGUCCUUCUACAGAAGAAAGCACUCCGUCUGCAGGCUGCCUUGACAGAAAGCUGUGCAACUUGGCAGCCUGGAACGCUAUCAAUGCGGAAAGUCUUUUUAAGGUCCAUGUACCGUCCUUUUCUUUUACUAUGUUUGGAACCAAUGUGUCUGUGCCUUUGCCUUUAUACUGCGGUCAUCAUUGGUACCCUGUACCUCUUCUUUGGUGCCUUCCCCUUGGUCUUCUCCAACCUGUACGGUUUCAAUCUAUGGCAAAUCGGGUUGACAUUCCUCGGCCAACUUAUAGGCACGCUUCUUGGUGUAUGCCUCAACCCUCUCUGGGGAUGGAAUUUGCAUAGAUUGGUUCGAAAACACUCACCCGAUGGAAAAGCUAUUAUUCCCGAGUACCGGCUUCCACCAGCAAUUCUCGGUGCUCCUCUUAUCACGAUUGGCCUAUUUUGGUUUGGAUGGAGCAGUUCAGCCUCGGUGAGUACAGAAUUUUCGUUUCCGUCAAGAUAUCUGACUGAUAUUCCUAUGCAGGUCCACUGGAUUAUGCCAAUUAUGGGAAGUGUCUUCUUCGGUCUUGGCGUCUUUCUCGUCUUCCAAGGAGUGAUUACUUUCCUCGUUGAUGCGUAUCCAUUAUACGCAGCGAGUGCAUUAGCGGCCAAUGCGUUCCUUCGAAGCAGCUUUGCCGCUGCAUUCCCUCUAUUUGGUAUCCAAAUGUAUGAGGCCCUUGGAUACCAAUGGGCGACAUCUUUCCUUGCCUUCUUGACUGUCGCUAUGCUUCCAUUGCCGUGA
Messenger RNA from Penicillium concentricum, 1452 nucleotides. Its product is annotated as MFS transporter. Gene Ontology annotation, biological process: transmembrane transport. NCBI's taxonomy places the organism in Eukaryota, Fungi, Ascomycota, Eurotiomycetes, Eurotiales, Aspergillaceae. Gene Ontology annotation, molecular function: transmembrane transporter activity. The transcript is spliced from 6 exons. The record is from RefSeq and is a predicted model, not a curated record. The coding region runs from base 1 to 1452 and encodes 483 amino acids. Gene Ontology annotation, cellular component: membrane.